GGGACUUUCCUCUGAAACAGCUGCCUUGCUGAAACUCUCACCCUGAUUUCUCUCUCUCAGCCCAUUUUCAUCUUUCCUGUGAACCCUUCUCUGGCCCUAGCACUGGGGUUACCAGAUGACACUGCAGCCACCCCCACAUGCCUUGUGCCUGUUCCUACAGUUAAGUGUGGCCCCAGAGCCAACCCACAAGCAGGAUGCAGCUGGGAAGAACGCAUGGAGGUGUCCCGCAGCUCUUCCCAUGAGGUUUCUACUCCUCAAAAGGAAGAAGACCAUCUACAAAACAGUUUGUCUCUCCUUCUUGCUGAUCAUUACAGUGACGGUGCUGCAGCGCGGAAUGGCCCCCAACCAGUUCAUGCAGGGCCAGCAGCAAAAAGAACUCCCCCCUUCAGAGCCCUUGAAAUCGCAGAAGAGAGACAAUGCCUUCUCCAUCAGCAGCACUUUCUGGAAGACCAAGAAGGAGAAAGCUCCUGUGAAGGAGGAGAGCGUGAUGGUAAAGCAAACAAAAUCCUGGGAUGUCACCACUACCAACUGCUCAGCCAACCAGAACUUCAGCAAGGUGGAUUGGUUCAAAGGGCUGGAGCCCAACUUCCAGCAGUUCCUGCUCUAUCGGCACUGCCGCUACUUCCCCAUGCUGAUCAACCACCCGGAGAAGUGUAGCGGGGAUGUCUACCUGCUCAUCGUGGUCAAGUCCAUCAUCACGCAGCAUGACCGCCGUGAGGCCAUCCGGAGGACCUGGGGCCAGGAGAAGGAGGUGGAGGGCAAGAGGAUCAGGACGCUGUUCUUGCUGGGCACGGCCUCCAAGGAGGAGGAGAGAGCCAACUACCAGAAACUGCUGGAUUAUGAGAACCACAUCUAUGAGGACAUCCUGCAGUGGGAUUUCCUGGACAGCUUCUUCAACCUCACUCUCAAAGAGGUCCAUUUCCUGAAGUGGCUCGACAUCUACUGUGACAAUGUUCGCUUCAUCUUCAAAGGUGACGAUGAUGUGUUUGUGAGUCCCAGCAACAUCCUGGAGUUCCUGGAGGAUAAGAAGGAGGGAGAAGACCUCUUUGUGGGGGAUGUCCUCUACAAGGCCAGGCCGAUUCGUAAGAAGGAGAACAAGUACUACAUCCCCAGUGCCCUCUACAACAAAAACAUCUACCCACCCUAUGCAGGGGGUGGGGGCUUCAUCAUGGAUGGAGCCCUGGCCAAGAGGCUGCAUAAGACCUCAGAGACACUGGAGCUGUACCCCAUUGACGACGUCUUCCUAGGGAUGUGUUUGGAGGUCCUUAAAGUAUCACCUGUUGGGCAUGAGGGCUUCAAAACUUUUGGCAUUGUGAAAAACAAGAACAGCAAGAUGAACAAGGAGCCAUGUUUUUACCGAAGUAUGUUGGUGGUUCAUAAACUGCUGCCUCCAGAAUUGCUCCAAAUGUGGGACUUGGUCCACAGUAAUUUGACAUGCUCAAGAAAACUCAAUGUCCUUUAGUUCAGUCUCUCUGGAGAGCUAGGCCUGCAGGAGCUGGGACAACUGAUCCCUGCUCUGGGGUGGGGUGAGCCUCUGCUGGUGGCACAUGAAUCCUUCAGGGGCACUGCCCUCCGGGGCAAGGAGGGCAGAGAUGCUGUGCUCGCGGGCAGGGUUUGUGAUAGUGUUUGUUCCUGUACUGUAUUGUGGUUCACUUAUCUCCAGCUGGGUUGGGGGUUGCUGAAAAAGAGAAAAAACCCAACAGAACAUGACAAGUCUAGCAUAAAAUGGAGCGAGGGCAAAGAGGUUUGUGCUCUGCUUUAGGUACCUCCUCCACAGCAGCAUGAGUGGAGCAGUGGAGGGAGGCAGGAAGGGAUGUGGCACUGGCAUUUUUUGGAGGUGUUCAGGGUCUGGCUAUCCAGGGAAGCUGCUCCAAGGGAGUUCGGCCAAUUUUAAGUGCAUCGGCCCCUUCUGACUAAAAAAUCAUGGGAUUUUAUUUGUUAUCUCAAAUUUCUUCUCCAUGUAAGGUUUUGGUAACAUUGACCCUGUGUGCAUUGGGUUCACCCCCACCAAAGUCCUCUGUGUCCCCAUAUGUAGCUGGGGAAAGAGCUCUUCUCUGAGGCUGGCCCUCAACAGCCCUGAGUCCCCAUUAAGGUUUCAGCCUGGCAGUCGGGGGACUGGAGUCCUUGUCCCUGUCAGAGGGUCCCAGGCAACGGUGGCUCCCAGCACCAGCCUGGGCUGUGCUUGGUUCUCCAGCCCCUCUGUAGCCUUACUGCACAUAAGAGGAAUGCACCCAGCUGAAAUUCCUCAGGGAUUUGUUCCUCCUGGCAGGAAAGAGACUAGGCCAGCUGCCCUUGCCUGCAGCAAAGGAAGCGGUGGAGAAAACUGGUGGCCCCGUUGGAGUGCCCCAGGGAUUUGUCACUUCUGGGACCCUACCUCCUGGGCAUCCCAGGGGAGACCCUCUGCUUGCUGCACAGCUGCGCUCACGGCUUUGCCUUGCAGGGACAACAGCCCCAAAGGCCCUGUGUGUGGCUGCUUCAGGUUCAGCCCUGGUUUGUCUGCAGCUGUGAUGCUCCAGGGUAGGUUUGGAAACAUUGGUCCUGCUCCAGCAUGAGAAGCAGGGUCCAAGGGGACAAAGUGAAGGAAGGCUGGUGUUUCACACAUGUGCUCCUCUCAGGGUUGUUGCAGUGUUUAUUCUACAGGCUGAGAUGAAGGAGUGUGACAGGGAAUGGUGUCAUGAAACAUGGCCUUUUUUCUUUGAGCUGAAAGGGCCACAAGCUCUCAAGGGGAGCCCUGGGCUGGCUGCUGUGAUGGAAACCCCCCAACAGAGAGACACGUGGCCAUGCAAUGACCACAGAUGCUCUGCAGCCACUGACUGCAGGCAUGAGCAAAGCCACAGGAAUGUGCAAAGUCACACAUGUUCACACACGUGAUCCCAGGCACAGGCUCUGCACACAAAGAUGUCCCUGUGUGUAGGGCUGGCAUGCCCAGAUGUCCCUGCAGGGGGUGGACACACACAGCCACAUCCAUGGCCCUGACCAUACAGCGAAACACGGGCACAUAUGCCCUUACUCCCUUCUCCCUCUCUGGUGCCAGACAUUGAAAGGAAAAAAAUUUUACUACCUCAAAGGUUCCCCUGUGCAGUGCCUUUUUUUUUCCUUUCUUUUUCUUAAUGCAUUUUGGAAACGGGCCUGUUUCAUUUACUCCAAGUACAUUCCCCAGGUUAGAAAAUAAAUUUUAAAAGGGCAUAAACCUGUCUAAAAGGGCACCCACAUGCCAAGCCACACCACUCAACAUGACCCUGCUCAGAUGAGACGCAGAUUUGAAGAGGAGGAAGAGCCAGUGCUGCCCAGGACUCAGCUGGUGGUGAUACUGUGAAAUUGGAUGUACAAUGCACCAGGUCCCUGGAGCAACAGGGCAGAGUCCUGAGGGCAUUUUUGGUACCCACUGGGCUUCGGCAGCACACAACUCUUUCCUUUUCCCUCCCCUCCCUCCUUCCAACAGGAGUGAGUUCAGAAACACUUUCCAAAUUGAUACCUCCAUAAUUUAUGUCAGGUACAGUACUUUGGGCUGUACAUUUAUCCUGGAUGCAGGGUCAGCUCUUGUUCUCCGUAGCGAUGUGUACGGUGAGCUGGGGCUGUGUGCAGACAUCUCUCAGUGUUGUUCUUCACCUGGUGGGACCUGUACAGAGAAACCUUGUAGAUUUUGGUGAAUAUUCUAGUUUCUAAAUAAAGGUUAAAAGAAAAAGAAAACAAUCCUACAAGCCUUCA
This is a messenger RNA of Corvus hawaiiensis (hawaiian crow), 3708 nucleotides long. RefSeq names its product UDP-GlcNAc:betaGal beta-1,3-N-acetylglucosaminyltransferase 7 (gene B3GNT7). NCBI's taxonomy places the organism in Eukaryota, Metazoa, Chordata, Aves, Passeriformes, Corvidae. Bases 116 to 1462 code for a protein of 448 amino acids. The record is from RefSeq and is a predicted model, not a curated record. The transcript is spliced from 2 exons. Gene Ontology annotation, molecular function: hexosyltransferase activity. Gene Ontology annotation, cellular component: membrane.